Molecule: messenger RNA, 1422 nt
Organism: Anopheles merus
Lineage: Eukaryota; Metazoa; Arthropoda; Insecta; Diptera; Culicidae
Product: protein phosphatase methylesterase 1
Exons: 5
Coding region: 137-1345 (402 amino acids)
Biological process (GO): protein demethylation
Molecular function (GO): protein methylesterase activity
Source: RefSeq, a predicted model, not a curated record
GAUGUUUUUAUUGCAUUUUUCCCUAUCCGCCGGACCGAUCCGCAGCAGCAGCAGCGGUCGAUGUAGCAAAAGUGUUUUGUUGCCCAUAAAAGUGUAGAGUGUUUACCAACUCCCGGCAACGUCCUGCCCGGUUCAUAUGUCCAACCUACAGCGUGUUAUGAUGAAGUCCAGACUGCCACCGAUGUGUCCGAAUCCGCGCUUCCCCAAGCCCAGCGAUCGGGGCUUUCGGCGUCAGACGGACUACAAUCCACUGAUGUGGGAUGAGUUCUUCGCAGAAAAGAAGGACGUUGAGACGAAGCAGGGGAAAUUCCGGGUGUAUCUGUCCGCUCCGUCCGAAGCCGGCGCGCCGCUGCUCGUUCUGCUGCACGGUGGAGGGUUUUCCGCCCUGUCCUGGGCUCAUUUCAGUAGUGAAGUCACGAAACUGAUCCACUGCCAGUGCCUGGCAAUCGACAUCCGCGGACACGGCGAUACGUACACGGAAGAAGAAGAUGACCUGUCAGCAGAACGGCUAGCCACCGAUGUCGGGGACGUGAUGCAAGCGAUGUACGGUGAAUCCGCCCCGCCAAUCAUACUGAUGGGACACUCGAUGGGCGGUGCAAUAUGCGUGCAUGCGGCCAACUCGUUUGUGCUACCGACCCUGAUCGGUGUGGUUGUGAUCGAUGUCGUGGAAGGAACGGCGCUGGAAGCGCUGGCCAGCAUGCAGAGUUUCCUCCGAUCCCGUCCGAGCACGUUCAAAAGCAUCCAGCACGCGAUCGAGUGGUGCGUUCGAAGCGGCCAGGUACGAAACGUCGAUUCGGCACGCGUCUCCAUGCCGGGGCAGAUUAUAAACAUCGAGACGAAACAGCUGGCAACGAACGAGCUGCCCCUUAAAGUGGAAGGUUCGUCGGAGGAAAAGCUUGAAUUUAAGCACCCUAAUGCCAUCGCGGAAGACGCGGAAAGUGGCGAUACGGCGAGCGCCACAGCAGAAACCGAUCCUGCCAGCAAUGCACCGGCCGCCGCCGCUGCCGCCUCCGCCGUCAACCUGCGCAAGUACGCCUGGCGCAUCGAUCUCUCCAAGUCGGAAAAGUACUGGGAGGGAUGGUUUUCGGGGCUGAGCCAAAAGUUCCUGGACAUACACGUGCCCAAGCUGCUGCUGCUGGCCGGCAUCGACAAUCUCGAUCGUGCGCUAACGGUCGGCCAGAUGCAGGGCAAGUUUCAGCUGCAGGUGCUGGCCCGCUGUGGCCACGCCGUGCACGAGGAUCGGCCGCACGAGGUGGCCGAAGUGUUGGCGACGUACUUGAUACGGAAUCGUUUCGCGCAACCGACAGCGGACGGGCAGUUCCUGAAGCAUAUGCCGGCGUGUUAAACGGCCUAGAAGCGCCGAACUUAUGCUUUCACUCUCUCUUCUUAAGUAAGCAAAUACAUUUUCUAUUUAUGAUUUUA